Molecule: messenger RNA, 2666 nt
Organism: Pipistrellus kuhlii (Kuhl's pipistrelle)
Lineage: Eukaryota; Metazoa; Chordata; Mammalia; Chiroptera; Vespertilionidae
Gene: LBR
Product: lamin B receptor
Exons: 14
Coding region: 131-2047 (638 amino acids)
Biological process (GO): sterol biosynthetic process
Cellular component (GO): nuclear inner membrane
Molecular function (GO): oxidoreductase activity, acting on the CH-CH group of donors, NAD or NADP as acceptor
Source: RefSeq, a predicted model, not a curated record
GGGGGGGGCGCCCCCGACGUCGCGCGCGCGGACCUGCCGCAGGGGAGCAGCUCGGCGGCGGCGGCGGCGGCGGCUCUCGCGGAGUUUGUGCGUGUCCCCGCGGGACCCCGGCGCAGCCUGACUUUCAAAGAUGCCAAGUAGGAAGUUUGCGGACGGCGAGGUGGUCCGAGGCCGGUGGCCGGGCAGCUCACUCUAUUACGAAGUGGAAAUUCUGAGCCAUGACGGCAAGUCCCAGCUGUACACGGUCAAGUACAAGGACGGGACGGAGCUGGAGCUGAAGGAGAGUGACAUCAAGCCUUUAGCUUCCUUCAGGCAAAGGAAAAGUGGCUCCACGUCCAGUUCUCCGUCCAGACGCCGGGGGAGUCGGUCAAGGUCGCGCUCCCGCUCCCCCGGCCGCUCCCGCUCCCCCGGCCGCCCAGGCAAGAGUGCCCGCCGAUCGGCCUCUGCCUCCCAGCCCUCGGCCUCUGCCUCCCACCACGUGGACGUCAAGGAGAUGCGGAAGGAAGUGCUGGAAGUGAAGCUGACGCCGCUGGUGCUGAAGCCGUUUGGAAACAGCAUCAGCCGGCACAACGGGGAGCCCGAGCCGCGAGCGGAGCCGGAGCAGCGAGCGCGGAACGACUUGCCGCACAGGAGCGCCCAGGAACAGUUCCCUUUGUCUCAAGAAAGUAGUUAUACAUAUACACAGUACAGCCUUCGUCCAAGAAGAGAAGAGAGCAAAUUAAAAAAAAUAGACUUAGAGGAAGAAAAAAUUGUUACAAAAGGACCUACGUCGUUGAGAACCUUUGAAAUGACAGCCCCGCAGACGCAGACGAAGGACUUGGAGUUUGGUGGAGUCCCGGGUGUGCUUCUUAUCAUGCUGGGCCUGCCCGCCUUCCUCUUCCUGUUGCUAUUGAUGUGCAGGCAGCGAGAGCCCGGCCUCCUGACCUUCCCGCCUCCGCUGCCAGCUUUGUCUGAGCUGUGGGAAGCCAGAGCGUUCGGGGCCUACGUCCUCUGGGUCGCCGUCCAGGCGCUGUUCUACUUGCUGCCCAUUGGGAAGGUGGUAGAAGGAACGCCUCUGGCUGAUGGGAGAAGACUCCAGUAUAGACUAAACGGGUUCUACGCCUUCAUCCUGACCUCGGCAGUCGUGGGAGCCGCUGUCUUCUGGGGCGUGGACCUCUGCUACGUGUACCACCACUUCCUGCAGUUCGCCCUGGCGGCCCUGCUGUUCGCCGUCGGCCUGAGCGUCUACCUCUACGCGCGGGCCCUGCGGGCGCCCCGGGGGGCCCUGUCUCCGGCCAGCUCUGGAAACGCCAUCUACGACUUCUUCAUCGGCCGAGAGCUGAACCCUCGGAUCGGGACUUUUGAUCUCAAAUACUUCUGUGAGCUGCGCCCCGGGCUGAUGGGCUGGGUGGUGAUCAACCUGGCGAUGCUCCUGGCCGAGAUGAAGCUACAGCACCGCGCUGCCCCCUCCCUGGCGAUGGUUUUGGUGAACAGCUUCCAGCUCUUGUACGUGGUGGACGCACUCUGGAACGAGGAGGCGGUGCUGACCACCAUGGACAUCAUCCACGACGGCUUCGGCUUCAUGCUGGCCUUCGGGGACCUGGUGUGGGUGCCCUUCGUGUACAGCCUGCAGGCCUUCUACCUGGUCCGCCACCCCAGCGAGCUGUCCUGGCCGCUGGCCGCGCUCAUCGUCGCCCUGAAACUGUGUGGGUACGUAAUCUUCCGAUGUGCAAAUGCUCAGAAAAACGCAUUCCGGAAAAACCCUGCUGAUCCGAAGCUUGCACAUUUAAAAACCAUUCACACGUCCACAGGCAAGAACCUUCUCGUUUCCGGGUGGUGGGGCUUCGUGCGCCACCCCAACUACUUGGGCGACCUCAUCAUGGCGCUGGCCUGGUCCCUGCCGUGUGGUUUCCAGCACGCCCUGCCCUACUUCUACGUGGUCUACUUCGCCGUGCUGCUGGUGCACCGGGAGGCGCGGGACGAGCGCCAGUGCCGGCGGAAGUACGGCGUGGCCUGGGACAAGUACUGCCAGCGCGUGCCCUACCGCCUCCUCCCCUACGUGUACUAGUCGCCCUCCGCAGGGGAGCCGCGGCGAGGCUCUGCCAGGUCCCUCUGAGCCAGGACUGUGGAGCCCAGUGAGUCUUAACUAUAGCCCCGAGCGUGACCCUUCACCUAACCCUUAGCAGAGGAAAAACAGAGACGUUAGGACUUUGCAUUCUGAUAGGAAACUCCGGCCCGUAAAAGCCUGCGAACCAGUCAGUCUUCUCGAUGCCCCGAGAAGAACACUUCCGAUGUGCACGGGUCUGGUUUUUUAAAAUGCUGAUCGUGUUCGUAGCUGGUUCUUACCCUCAGUGUGUGCGUGUUCCCUGCAGCCGCAGGACAGACUUACCUUCAGGCGGGAGCGUCACUAGGCCCGAGAUGGCACAGGAGGGUGAUCGGAGGCGCUGGUCGAGGGACGCCCUUAGUAGCAGCAGCUUGCCCUGCCCUCCGACCCGGCAUCGGAGAUGUAAAUACACAGCCUUAUGUAAUAUAUGGUGACUUCGGGUUUCUCUGUACAGUGUUUUGAAUGUGAAAUAAUUGUCAGGAACUACGUGUUGUAACAAAAACAUUUGCAGUAUUUUAACUUACCUUCUGUAAAGACAGACGUGAAUUACAAUUUUGGAAACAGCACUCAUUUGCUAUUCUGU